Messenger RNA from Nematostella vectensis (starlet sea anemone), 2202 nucleotides. Its product is annotated as uromodulin. Bases 137 to 1189 code for a protein of 350 amino acids. The record is from RefSeq and is a predicted model, not a curated record. Gene Ontology annotation, molecular function: calcium ion binding. The transcript has 6 exons. NCBI's taxonomy places the organism in Eukaryota, Metazoa, Cnidaria, Anthozoa, Actiniaria, Edwardsiidae.
GAAAAAUUAUCAGUCUCGAAACACCUGUCUCGAAUCACUCGGUGAUUUUUUAAUUAAUUUUCUUAACCGGGUUUAGUUUUCCGUGUUCUCAUGGUGAAGUGAACUUUAUUUGAAGCCCUAUCGCCAAACGGAAAAUAUGGUCGGUUGCCCAACAAUCCUCCUCUUUGUCCUUGUAUACUUGGGCCUGCAUUGGCAUGUCAGCGGUUCUAAAUGUGCCACGUCAGUGCCAGGGACGUCUCUGAUUGGCUACGUGUUUAUGGUGCUGCGAGAUACGGACAUCCACCAAGGGUUUCAAAGAUGCAAGAAAGAAGUGCAGUGUCAAAGCCUUAAUUAUUAUAUCAGAGACAACACUUGUCAUUUGAGUAACAGAACAAUCCAACAAAAACCGGCAAACGCCCUCUUGGAUCCUGGCUCUUUUUACUUCGAGAAUCCGUAUAAAAGUUCCCUCGGUUCAAUAUUGUUCUUACCGGCGGUGUCGUGCUUAGAGAUAAAAAGCAGUUCAGAUGCUGUGACCAGCGGACUUUACUGGCUAAUCGAUGCGCAAUCAGGUUCUGUUGUCGAGGAUUACUGCGACAUGGUCACCGGAUUGACUAGUGGUACGUGUAAAGGAAAUCCAUGCAAAAAUGGCGGCACAUGCCAUUUCAAGAGUCCCGGCGUCUUCAGUUGCACUUGCGCUGCAGGUUUUUCCGGGAAUCAAUGUGAAACUGACAUCGAUGAUUGUCUCGGAAUUUCAUGUUUGAAUGGAGGACAGUGCAUCGACAGGGUCAAUACCUAUACGUGCAACUGUACAUCACCAUUCUAUGGCUCAAGAUGCGAGAAAGAAAACGCCUGCGGAAUCUACACCCUGAUGACCGACGCAGACCGCAACGUUAAUUCCGGCAUUGAAGUCAAGAUGUGCGAUUCCAGUGUGAGCACGGCAUGGUACCGAUUUUCGGGCUCCGGUGGAACGGUGAUGCCGACAACGUGCGUGCCUACACACAAAUGCAACACGUACGCGACGGGCUGGAUGAAUGGCGCCCACCCCUCCCUUUCAGAUGGUAUCGUGAACCGCCAAGUCUGUUUUAAUUGGAAUAACAACUGCUGCAACUGGUUAAUCAACAUACGAGUCGCAAACUGCAGUUCGUAUUAUGUAUACGAGCUCACCAAGACUCCAACGUGCUUUCUCCGUUACUGCACAAGGAAUGAUUGAGCUUCCCACACUCUUGACCGUAAUCGCAAUUAAAAUUUGCGGCAAGAUCGCCAGGGACAAUGUUGAUAUACUGCUUGCAGCAACUGCUUUGGCGAACGUCAUUGAGAAUAAGAGAAAAAUAUGUCCGUGAUGUACGCGCGGGGCCCCUCGGUUUGACACGCCACAAGGGGAGACCCGCCUGAAAAGCUCCCCCCCCCGUGGCGAGCAGAACAAUUAAUAUAUGAGUAAACAAGCAGUCUACAAUGUUGAUAAAAGGCUAAGCUUACCGAGAAAAAACGGGCUUUGUUUUUUAUUAUGGAGGAAGAUUGAAAGGGAUGUUUUGGCUUGGUGCAGAGUUUUUACUAGAUAGAUGCCCUCUUUAUCGUGAAAUUAUGCACUAAAAUACGAGAUAAAAUACCUACACAGUUAUCAUACAGCUAUGGUGCUACGAGUGCUCUCAUUGGUUUAUUAUCGGGCGCUACAUCCCCGACGGCCCACUCACAAACAACGCAGCACUUUGCGAUGAAAAACGCCCUGAAAACGCUGUAUGAUAAAUAUCUAUUGACCUCAUUUGCUUGGGCUGUACAGAAACUUAUAAAACUUAGAAUUUUUCCCCGUUUUUAGAGAAUGGUGGAGAAACUCGCGCUCGUUCCAUAAGAGGUAUAUAUCAGGCGAGAUUUCACAGGGUUUAGCAUCUUAGAACAUUGAGUAAUUCAGGCCAAUUAGCCGAUCCCCAAAAUGGACGGGAACAUAUACAUAUCUAUCAGAAACAAGGAAUAAGCAAUAAUAUAGGAAAUGCUAAAGAAAUCAUUAUGAUAUCUAUGCUGACGUUAACAUAAAUACAUUAAUUCAUAGAUUUGCCGUUGAGCAAAUCCGAUUAAACAUUUGCCGUUGAGCAAACUGAGCAUUGUAGAUAUAUAAUUUAUUAAUGUAAGGCCAAUCACUUCAAAAUGUAGUGAGAUGGGCGUAAGGGGGCCACAAAAACCGCCAAACGGCACAGAAAAUCGCAAAACCAAGAGUCAUCAGAGCUUUAC